This is a messenger RNA of Dromiciops gliroides (monito del monte), 7945 nucleotides long. RefSeq names its product LDL receptor related protein 8 (gene LRP8). The record is from RefSeq and is a predicted model, not a curated record. The transcript is spliced from 19 exons. Lineage: Eukaryota; Metazoa; Chordata; Mammalia; Microbiotheria; Microbiotheriidae. Gene Ontology annotation, molecular function: protein binding; calcium ion binding. The coding region runs from base 214 to 2946 and encodes 910 amino acids.
GCUGAGCCCGCCCCGCCCGCCGGGGAGGGGAGCGUCACGGAGGCUGCUUGAAAUGCAGCGGAGCCUGAGCCCCAGCCGGAGCCCGAGCCCGAGCCCGAGCCGGAGCCGGAGCCCGAGCCCGAGCCCGAGCCCGAGCCGGCCGCAGCAGCCCCGCGGUCCGUACUCGGCCGGCUGAGGGCGCGGGGCGCUGCUGGGGCGCCGGGACCCCCGGCCAUGGGGCGGCCCGAGCUGCUGCCGGCGCUGCUGCUGCUGCUGCUGCUGCAUCUACUGGCCCCAGGGGCCGCCAAGGAGUGCGAGGAGAACCAGUUCCAGUGUGGGAACGAACGCUGCAUCCCCUCUGUCUGGAGAUGCGAUGAGGACAAUGACUGCGUGGACAACAGCGACGAGGAUGACUGCCCCAAGAAGACCUGCUCAGACAGCGACUUCACCUGCAACAACGGGCACUGCAUCCCCGAGCGCUGGAAAUGCGAUGGCGAGGAAGAGUGUUCAGACGGGUCUGAUGAGUCUGAGGCCACGUGCACCAAACAGGUGUGCCCCGCCGAGAAGCUGAGCUGCGGCCCCUCGAGCCACAAGUGCAUUCCCUCCUCCUGGCGCUGUGACGGAGAGAAGGAUUGUGAGACGGGCACCGAUGAGGCCGGCUGCACCACAGUCUGCUCCCCCAGCGAGUUCCAGUGCAGUAACCGGACAUGUAUCGCCACGGUUUUUGUGUGUGACGGGGAUGAUGACUGUGGGGAUGGCAGCGAUGAGCGGGGAUGCCCAGCCCAGGCCUGCGGUCCUCAGGAGUUCCGCUGCAAUAGCAGCGCCUGCAUCCCCGAGCGCUGGCUCUGCGACGGCCAGGCCGACUGUGAGGACCGGUCAGAUGAGGUGCCUGAGCGAUGCGGGCGCCAGGCGGGCACAGCGGCCCCGGCCACCUGCAGCGCCAGCGAGUACCCCUGCGGCAGUGGUGAAUGUAUCCACCUGACCUGGAAGUGUGAUGGGGACGCGGACUGCAAGGACAAGUCCGAUGAGGCCAGCUGUGCCGUGGUGUCCUGCCGUGCUGAGGAAUUCCAGUGUGCAGACGGCUCCUGUGUCCACGGGACCAAGCGCUGUAACCACGAGCGGGAUUGCCCAGAUGGCAGCGAUGAGGCUGGCUGCCUGCAGGAAUCCACAUGCGAAAGUCCCAGCAAGUUUCAUUGUAAGAGUGGAGAGUGCGUGGACAGCAGCAAAGUGUGUGAUGGUCGCGGAGAUUGUCGUGACCGGUCUGAUGAGCCAAUGAAAGAAUGUGAAGCUAACGAGUGUGCCCACAACAAUGGUGGCUGCUCCCACAUCUGUAAGGACCUAAAGAUUGGUUAUGCCUGCGAGUGCCCACCAGGAUAUGAGCUGCUGGACAAAAAGACAUGCGGAGACAUAAACGAGUGUGACAACCCGGAUGCCUGCAGCCAGAUCUGUAUCAACUACAAGGGUUACUUCAAAUGCGAGUGUCACCCGGGCUAUGAGAUGGACACACUCUCCAAGAACUGCAAGGCCGUCGCAGGCACGAGCCCCUCCCUGAUCUUCACCAACCGCCAUGAAGUGCGAAGGAUCAACUUGGGUAAGCGGGACUACUCGCCCCUCAUCCCCAUGCUCAAGAACGUGGUGGCCUUGGAUGUGGAGGUGGCCACCAACCGCAUCUACUGGUGUGACCUCUACUACCGGAAGAUCUACAGUGCUUUCAUCGACAAGGCCAAUGAUCGGACAGAGCAGGUGGUCCUCAUUGACAGCCAGCUCCACUCACCUGAGGGCCUGGCAGUUGACUGGGUGCAUAAGCAUAUCUACUGGACCGACUCCGGCAACAAGACCAUCUCUGUGGCCACUGUGGAUGGUGGCCGGAGAAAGACACUCUUCAGCCAUGACCUGAGUGAGCCUCGAGCCAUUGCUGUGGACCCGCUCCAUGGGUUCAUGUACUGGUCCGACUGGGGUGACCAAGCCAAGAUCGAAAAAUCAGGCCUGAAUGGAGUAGACCGGCAGGUGUUAGUUCUGGACAACAUCGAGUGGCCCAAUGGUAUCACCCUUGAUUUGCUAAGCCAGCGUCUCUACUGGGUGGACUCCAAGCUGCAUCAGCUCUCCAGCAUCGACUUCAAUGGUGGUAACCGGAAGGUCCUUAUCUUCUCGGUGGACACCCUGAGCCACCCCUUUGGAAUUGCAGUGUUUGAGGAUAAGGUGUUCUGGACAGACCUCGAGAACGAAGCCAUCUUCAGCGCCAACCGGCUGAACGGUCUCGAAAUCUCUGUCCUGGCCGAGAACCUCAACAACCCUCAUGACAUCGUCAUCUUCCACGAACUGAAGCAGCCGAAAGCUCCCGACGCCUGUGAGCAGAGCUCCCAGCCCAACGGCGGCUGUGAAUACCUGUGCCUUCCUGCCCCCCAGAUCUCCAUCCACUCCCCCAAGUACACCUGUGCCUGUCCUGACUCCAUGUGGCUGGGCCCAGAUAUGAAGAGGUGCUAUCGAGCCCCUCCAUCUACCUCAACAACGACACUGGCCUCCACCACCAUGAGGACCCCUGGCACAAGUCUUUUCACCACUGGCCCCGUCUCCCUCCCAGGCCACGAGAGGAAUCAGAGCUCGGGGCCCUCCCCAAGCGAGCCCCCCAUCAGCCCAUCUCCACCAGGGGUCCCCAUGCUGGGAAACAGCAACCACUCACAGCACUAUGGGACCAUGGGUGGCAAGCUGGUCUCAACAGCCACGGCUGCCAUCAUCGGCAUCAUCGUCCCUGUGGGGGUCAUCGCCUUGCUGGGCAUGAGCGGCUACCUGAUUUGGAGGAACUGGAAGAGGAAGAACACAAAAAGCAUGAACUUCGACAACCCUGUGUACAGGAAGACGACAGAGGAAGAGGAUGAGGAUGAGAUUCACAUCGGGAGGACGGCCCAGAUUGGGCACGUCUACCCUGCACGUGUGGCACUGAGCCUUGAAGAUGACGGAUUGCCAUGAGGAGGAGCGCCCCUCCGUGCCUGACAACAUCAAACACAUGCACUGGACUCUUUCUGGACACUGGAUGGAUGGAUGGAUGGAUGGAUGGACGGAUGGAUGGACGGACGGAUGUGUUUCUUCGCCUGCGGUUAUGCGUGCGUGUGUGCGUGUGAACGAGGGAGCGAGAGUGCGCGUCUGUGUGCGUGCUUGUGAUUCUUUUUUCAAAUUUAUGUUGCAGAAAGGUAACCACAAAGUUAUAAUGACCUGCAGACAUCCAAAGGAUGUGAGAGUUUUGUAUGUAUAAUGUUUUAUACGCGUCUUACCUGGCUGCACUAGCCAUAAGGAAGAGCAGAGCAGCCCCUGCUGAGCAACUAACGUGACGGAUGGAGCCAGACCCCACCACCAGGACAGGGGCUGGCCCGCCGUUCUAAAAUUAUAUUUAUAGAGGGUGUUUAGGGGGGUUUUGUAAAUAAAAUGAAGACGCUUUGUGGCUAUCCAUCAACAUAAGUUAAAAAACAGAACAAACCCAUGAGCCCCUUCAUGUCCUCCCCACCCCCCUACACCCCAUCUAGAAUAUUUAUUAACAUAUUUCGCAGAAAAGAGCUGUAAAUAAUUUAGAGGUGAGAGUAUUUAUUUUGGGGUACGUGUGGCUCGCUGUGUAUAGACUGGGGGCCGUCAGAAGGAACAGACCUUCACGGACGUUGAAAUAAGAACAGUCUGGCUGAAAAGCCCCAAGGUCACAUCGCUCAACAAGGAGGGUCCGGGAUGGCUUUGGAGGCACUUGGAGAAAUGCGGCUGGAGCUGCUGACGGAGCUCAGACAUCCGGUGGAAGAGCAGGAGGGUCCCCUUCACUUCUGCUCCAUCUCCAAAGGGCAAAGCUGGCCAGAGCUCCGUCACCAGUGGACAAGACAGCAGCAUGGAGAACCUUCCCUGGGUUGGACUUCCGUUCCUAAGGCCAGUGCGCUCUUUUGUUCAAUGCUGGAAAUACCUGGAGGCCCCUGAGCCAGAGCUGGAGCCCGAGAGUGUCGUCUGGGUCUGUAAAACAAGGUCUCCGGUAGAGAAGAUUAGGGGAUCUCUGAGGCCUCUCCUAGCCCUGAUUUUGUGUUCUAGGCCCCUCCCAGGCCUGACCUUCCCUGCUCUGAAUUCCGUUCUCUAUCCCAAAGGCCUUUGCACCCUGGACAUUUUAUAUUUUAAUACUCUGUGUUCUGAUUCGCCGGUUGGCAGGGUCGGUGCCCUUGUCUGGUCCCUUUAUUAUCUCCCAGGCCCCUAGUGCAGCUGAUCAGGUGUUAUUUCCAGUCUUACAGAAGAGGAAACCUGGCAGCCCUCAGCCGAGAGCCAGAUAGCCAGUCGAUCCACAAGCACUGAGUAAGUGCCAAGCACUGUCCAGUCACUGGGCGUACAGAUACAAAAAGAGACAGCCCUGCCCUCGAUGGGCUUACAUUCUAGUCCGUCUCAGAGCUUUAACAAGUGACAUUUGGGUCCUUUUGAGGUGGAGAACUCUGGAGCCAAUGUCCCAUGGGGAGUGGGGUUGUGAUUUUCCUUCUGGCCCUUGUUCCAGGGGACUGAUCCGUUCAUCCCAAGGCCCCCUGCAGGCUGUUGGGUGUGCUCUUCUCCAUCGGGCACUGGAGUCCUCCCAGGCCAGAGGCCUGGUGCAGCGGUGUCCAUCUACCCUGCUAUGAUCAACUUGUGGCCUGUUGGAGCUCAGGAAGGCAUCCAGCCCUCCACUGGGGGUGGGGGUGGGGGUGGGGUAGGAUGUCCCUGAAGGAGAGAACCAAGGAAUGACUAAAGGAGAGCCUGACUGGAAAUCGGGAAGAGCCCUGGAUAUGCAGGAGGACUUGAGUUCAAAUUCCGCUUCCGACACUACCUGUGUGAGCCUCAGUUAUACUCUCUGUGAAUUGAGGAGAGGGGCCGAUGAUUCAUAGUCUCCAGAGCUAGAAGGAAUCUCAGAGGCCAGCUGGUCCAACAUUCUUAUUUUACAGAGAAGGAAACUGAGGCCCUGAGGAGAGGUUAAGUGACUUACAUGUGAGGCUGUAGAUCUAGAAGCUGUAGGGAAACAAAUGCCCUUCUCGAAGAGCUGGUACAGUGGAGAGAAUGCUUGAAGAGCCAUGUUCAAAUUCAACUGCUAAAUGAGAUAAUAUUUGUAAAGCACUUAGCACAGCUCCUGGCACAUAGUAGGUGCCUAAUAAAUACUUGUUCCUUUCUUUCUUCCUCACUAGCUGUGUGACCCUGGACAAACCAGUAUCCCUAUCCAAGCCUCAGUUUCCUCCAGUGUAAGAUGGCGGUAACAACAGAACUCCUUUCCCCCUCCCCCCCAGGGAUGAUGUGAGGCUCAGUGAGCACCUUUGCAUACCUUGAAACCCUCUAAAGUGGUCAGCCAUUAUUUCCUAGAUGGAGGAACUGAGGCACAGGUUAAGUGGCAUGCCCAUGGCCACACAGCUCAUAGAGCUGAGACUCCAACCCAGGGACUACAUUGGUAGAGGGAAGUCCCAGGGGAGGGAACUCCCUCCACCAGUGAAGAUCAGCACCUUCUGUUCAAUUCUGUUGCCUUAGGGAGUGGCCAGGCUGUGUCAGGGCAGGAUUUGAACCCUGACCUUUCCUAGUUCCCAAGCUGGCUGUCCACUCCACUCCCCUGAUGCCUCUCCAAACCCAGGAUUUCUGCCACCCCAAGGCAGUGGAGAGAAUGAGACGUGACCCAUGGGCGCUGGCUUCUCAUCUUUUCCUCUCUGCCUUUUUUUUGGGGGGGGGCAGGGAGAAAAAAUGUUCAAGGGUAAAAAUGGUUCCUUCCCCUAAUCUAGUUCAGACCCAAGAAACUCUUUUCUGAUCCUUGUUAGGGGCAACAAGAGAGGUCAUAACCAUUGUCAAGAUCAUUUCUGAGAAACAAAUAAAUGGCUCAUUGUUUAUUCCCAGGUCUGACAUCCCCGCACAGGGAAGUGUGUGGGUUACAGCUUUGUAAAUAAGUGGGGUGAGUCUGAAUUUCUGUGUCUACAAAUAUAUAAGGUAUAGGUCACUUUCUUGGUAGAAACCCAACCUAACCCACGGGGGCUUAUUAUUCUCUUUGUGAGCAACCUAGCCCCUUCACUGCCCUGCCUAUGGGAUGGACUUUUCUUGACCCUUUCCCUGCUCAGCUCCAGCUCCUGCUCACACCAGUCACCCACUGAACCCAUUGACCGCACCAUGGAAGGGCUGGCAUCCACUAUUGCCAUGUUCCCUUCAUAUACCUGGGAAAGGACAAUGCCAUUCACUGGUGGCCCUAGAUUGUUCUGAAGCAAGGCUUGUUGAACCUAGAACACCCAGUCAUGUCCUGCUAGGAUGGGCCUAGCUCCUUUCUCUGGGGACCAUGCAGUCAUCGUCUUGGCUGUGGGACAGAAACACAAAGGUUUGUGCUUGGCGAGAGGGGGACUUGGCAGCUAUGUAAGACAAUUAGAGCUUCUUUACAAUACACCCUACUUGAAUUUGCCCUUUAUCCCCAGCAAAACAUCCGAGGUCAAUAGUAAAAAAAAAAAGAAAAGAGAGAGAGAAAGAGCUUCUGCUGUGUACUUUAGAACCCGGAACAUAGAUGAAAGACCCUUAAAGUUCUUCUAAGCCAAGCCCCUCAGUUGACUCGAGAAGAAAGGGAGGAGCAACCUAGGUGGUAAUAACCCUAAAAUCAAGGACCUGGGUUUGAAUCCUGCUCUCAGUACUGGUUUUCUGACCAUGAAUGGGUUAUUCUCUAAACCUCAGUCUCCUUGUCAGUGAACAGCAUUGGACUUAGAGCUUUAAGGUGGCCUCUUCUGGAUCUUAGGUAUUCUCAAUGUUGUCCCUUCCUUGGCUGCACCAUCCUCCUCUAGCCAACAUGUUAACCCUUCCCUUUCCUUAGAGAUCCAUGUCUUUAUUGGGAAUUUUGGGCAAUGCCUGACCUCCCACGCAUGAUACCAGCUGACAUGGCAAAUCAAGAUAGAUGGGGAGAGUCAGAGUUAUGUUGAUUCAACCAAAAAAGCCAGAAUUUCCCUUGUUCAGGGUUCUGACUAGUUGUCAAAUGCUCCUUUCUAACUAUUUCUCUAUCCUCACCUUCUAGCAUACAUUGUAAGCACCUUUUGACCUUUCAUGCUCAGGGCCUUGGCUCAAGGAAAGAUGCCCAAAUUGCACCCCCCAGAACUGGGUGGAUGGAAUCCUGGUGUGAUCCAGAGUUAGACUCAGUUCCCCCAAAUUUGUAGACAUCCUAGAGUCUGCCAAAAGAGAGAGACAUGGAGGAAAGACCUCUGAAAUUGGAAGACUUGGGUUCAAAUCCCUUUGAUGUUUAGUACACGGGAUCAUGAGAAUGCCAUUUAAAUUCUUUGGGCCUCCUCACUUUCUUUAUCCAUAAAAUGAAAGGAUUACAUGGUCCUUGAGGCAUCUUCUAACCAUGUUCUAUCCACAGUGUCUUGUAGAUGUCCUAGCUGGUGCUCUGUCUGGAGCAAUGUCCAUCCCUGACCUUCCACUGUGUAGACAUCUCAGUGUUCAAUCAAGAGCUGUGUCUACACUGUUGGAAGCAGGAGAGGUCCUCACCAUUUUUCAUAUCCAUAGAUCCAAAUUCUUUGACACAGACAAGAACAAUUCAAGUGACUGGAUGAGAGGGUGGGGCAUGUUUUCAUGUCAAUAUUGUGUCUCCCUGCAAUUCUUUCUUGAGUAUGAAGAAGAAAAUGGAGGCUCUAUUGCAUCAUCUGAAGACAGGCCCCAAUCAUCAUAUUCCAUGAAGAUCAGUGAACCCACAAUCCUCUUAUAGCAUAGCAAUGAGUCAGGCAUAAUAAGAGAGUUCCCCAAGUAAAUCAUUCCCUUUUCACCAUCACUGCAUGAAGGUAGAGUAUCUGAAGUAAGGCAUUCAUUGUAUGUUUAGCCUUAGGGGCCUUUGGAGGCCAGAGGCCCUCCAAAGAGGGGACAGACAGAUCUGCUUUGGGUUUCCAGUCCUUGUCCUAAAUCAAGGAAGCCCUCUGUCCUCUCAGGCCAUUCACCAUGUGCAUGGCCCAGGAUCAGCAGGAAACCAUUUUGUACCCAUCAUUUGACA